This is a messenger RNA of Owenia fusiformis, 6650 nucleotides long. Lineage: Eukaryota; Metazoa; Annelida; Polychaeta; Sabellida; Oweniidae. The record is from the annotation of a GenBank genome assembly.
UUGGAAAUAGAUCUACCGGAAGUUAAUCUGACAGAUAGAUAUCCGAGAGGAAAAUUCACUUUAUCAAGUGAUUUGAGAGAAUAGGGGGACGAUGAAGACAAGUUAAUCAGUACAUAAUGUUUGUUGUAUAUUGCAACAUUAAUAAUGUUCAGCCCUAUCAAUCUGUGACAGAUACAUCAUGGGUCAAAAUGAGAGUAGCAAAAUCGGGGUUGUUGGCGGAGCUGACAAUGCAGCAUUUAAUGAAACAACCAACCAUGAAAGACCCCCAUCUAUCCCUAGAGACAUACCACCUCACAUACAGGGGGCUCAUGUGGGAGAGCCCACAAAUCCCAACAGAGCCCCUUUGGCCCGAUCAGACCCAUCUAUAGGGAAUAUAUCACAAUAUUUAAGAGUGGAUAAUCCUAUUGAGAGUGCAGCACAUUCUGAAGGCAGUAGACCACACAAACAUGGCCAACAACCCCAUCAUAGGGCUGACACUGUCAGUACAGAAGAUCUGAAUGUAAAUGAAUCUUAUACUAAAGUUGUGGAGAAAUCUAAAAUAGAACAUGACAUACAUCCUGUAAAUGAUGCAGUUGUAGCCGCCCAGGCGAUAUCUCCAGAGGGAAAUGCCGCACUAAGUUGUAGAACUGAAUCAACUGAACCAUGUUCUGAGGUACAGGAGCCAGUGAAACCUCGGCGGCGUGUAAUGGGACCUGAUCUAAGUAAACUAAGGAAAUCUGCUCAAAUGUACGAGAAAUCUUACAAAGUUAAAAAACCAGUAAAGUCACUUGAACAGCCACUUCAAGAAGAUGAUACUAAAAUUGAUGAUCUACAAGGCAAAAAUAAAAAUAAAGCUAGUCACCCUGAAAGUUUAAGCAUUGGGGACACUCUGAGAUGUCAUAAUAAAUCAAAGUCUAGUCAAAAUAGUAUACAGUCAGAAAACCAAAAAGUUGAAUCCUUGACUAUAAAAGAAGACAAACUUUCCAAAAACAUUGCUGCUUCCCAUACAAAAGAAGAAAUUGAAGCAGAGCCUGCUCAAGAUAAACCACAAAAAGCAAUAAAUAGUGAAUUACAUCGAAAUAGAGCUGAAGAUAUAGACAAUGUAUUAAGUGAUGAGAUUAUUUCCAACAUCGAAGUCCAUACUGAAUCAGGAGAUAAUAAUACACCAAAGAGUGUAAAUAACUCCCUUAUAGGAGCUGUAAAAAUUGAUGAACCCGACACUGCUUCUAAUCAAAACAACGAAGACAAAGCAAUACUUAGUGAUGUUCAUAAUAAUGAAAGUGGCGACAAGGUCUUAAAUGAACUCCAGCUUAAACCAUCUGAUGAAACUCAAAUUAAAAUUGUUGAAGAAACAGAACAUAUCAUGCCCGUGUCAGAACCUAUUUUUGAAGAAUCUAAAACAACAGAAAAACAUUCAACAAAUCAACCUAGGGAUGUUAAAUCUGAACCUGGUGAUGUUAAAUCUGAACCUGGUGAUGUCAAAUCUGAACCUGGAAAUGCUGAACCUCAACCAAAUGAUUUCAAGGUUAAGCCUGAUGAUGUCAAACCUCAACCAGAUGAUGUCAAAUCUCAACCUGGUGAUGUCAAAUCUCAACCUGGUGAUGUCAAAUCUCAACCAGAUGAUUCCACAGAUCAACCAGUAGCAACCAAAAUACAACCUAUGUUAAGUCCUAGUAAUUAUGCUGCCACAUCCUCCAGGUUCCUCACUGGCAAUAGACCAGAGAAGCCUACCACAAAAAUGGUGAAAGUAAAAAGAAAUCUGCCAGGAGAAUCAAAUAGUAAAGAUGAUAAAAACAUAGCAGAUACUGGAAAAGCAAUAAAAAGCAAUGAAGUUGGAGGUGAAAUUAAUGCCUCUGAUGGUAACGAGGGUGAUGUAGCUUUAGAUGAUACAGCAGUAGACCUUCAUGAGAAGUCUGAGACAGUUGAUGAAACAGAUAUUAAAGAAAGUAUUGAUCUGCUAGAUAAACCCCCACUUGAUCUUACAACAGAUGGAAUAGAUGAAAUAAUAGCAGGUCUGGCAGAUUUAACAAUGGCAGACAGAAAAAAGGAGAAUUUAGAAAUAAACAUUGAAAGUAAGAAGAUACUUGAUAAUACCCCCAUAACUAAAUUAAAAGGUGUCAAAUUGAGUCAGUCAAUGGACACAGGCUUAGACAACCCAGAGAACUACAAGGAGAACACCAAAGAUCAAGGCAAACAAAUUGAUCUUAGAAAUGAUAAAUCUCUCCCCCAGAAUGAAACCUUGAAUCAAACUUUGUCCAAAUCAACAUCUGAUUUAACCCUGGACUCAACACCAGAAGUGAGUUCAUUAGAUUUGAAAAUAUCGAAAGAUAGUGAUUUAAUAACCGUUACAAAGUAUAACACAUGGCUGGAUCCAGACAGUCAAAACAUUGGAAAUGAGCAGUCAAAUGAUAUAAAUUUAUUAGCAGCCUGUGAAGGAAAUGGAAUUAGACAGAAUGAUGGAGAUAAUUGCCGUGUGCUCAGUGAUAAUAGUUUACAACAUACAUGUACAGCUGAGCAGGAGGUCGAUAUGGAAUUCAAGGUUGAGUUUGGACAGACUUAUUUAAGUAAAGCUCAUCAAGUAAAGAAUACAACUUUCAAAUUUACAGAAGUAAGUCAACAGGAUUUACCCAGCAAACAACAUGAAUUACCAGACAAACAACAUGAAUUAUUCAGCCAUAAGCAGCAGACAGAACUGCCAGACAAACAUCAAUCUAUAGCAAAUAAAAAAGAUGAACAUAAAACAAUAUUCAAAAGAAGUGUAAGUGAAGAUGUCCAUGCUGUAUAUGAGAGACUCAAUGGUGACCUUGACACAGGUCAAAGGGCAAAAUUGCGACCCCACAGUAUCUCAUUGGAUGAUUACCAUGAAGAUGUUCAAAGACCACCUACAGUUCCUGAGAAACUCAACUUUGAAAAUCUGGAAAAGUUUGAGGGUCAGAUGUUACUGCAAUGGCUGUGUUCAGAUGUCAAAUCCCCUCAGAUGUCUCCCCUGGAUACAUCUCACCUACCCCCAGACGUCACUGCCCCACCCACAGAUAUCUCACCACCUCCCCCAAAUAGCCGAAUGUUUGCCAUUCAGUUCUGUACACACCUCCUGGCUGCUGGGGUGAUUAAACCACUGGAAUCUAGCAAUAAGAUGCAACCGGAUAUAUUUAGGGCAGACUGUAUGUACUUCUGGGCCCACAUAGAAUGUACCCACCAUCCCAUGAUUGAAGUGGUCCCUGUAAAGAUGCCAGACUUUCAGUGGCCACCUAACUUUGAUGAUAUAGAGAAAGCGAUUGAACCUGACCCAGUUUCUGGUGGCAGCACUAGUCAUUCUAUCCGAGCGGCCCUAAGGAGAGAGUAUGAGAAAAAGAUGAAAUGCUUCAAGGAGCAUUAUGAACAAGCAAUACUAUCCCAAAGAGGGGAGCUGAAACUACAGACUAUGCAAUAUGAAGCAAAGAUAGCUCAACUGGAACGUGAUCUGGAGAAAUAUAAACUCUUAUCAGACAUUGAAAAUCUGAAGCUGGGUGCUUUGUCAGAAAAUCAGAUUAGUUCUGAUUUAGGACAGAAUGGACCUUCAAGGAAGAGUGACUUACCCAAUGGACAUUCUGUGCCAGAGUCCCCUCAGUCACAGCAGAUAAAACCUCUAGUUCCUCCGCCUCCGCCACCACCUCCCCCUCCUGGGGGAAUUCCCCCACCCCCUCCCCCACCUGGAGGUAUUCCUCCUCCCCCUCCUCCACCCGGAGGCAUACCCCCUCCCCCUCCUCCACCUGGGGGAAUACCCCCACCUCCUCCCCCACCAGGAGGAGGCCCUCCUCCCCCACCUCCAAUACCAGGUGGUAUUCCACCUCCGCCAGGUGGCCCAGGUGUAGCCAUGCUAGUAGCACCCACAGCUGUCCCAAGGAAGCCUGUUGUCCAGCCCAAGUCUCCCAUGAAGGCUUUGUUUUGGCGCCGCAUACAAGUCCCCCAGACCCAGUCCCCUCUUGCCAGUCCUGCUAGCAGUCCCUCUAGGAAAAAGCCCCAUAGUGUAUGGGAAGAUAUAGAUGAAUUAUCCAUAGAUAUCACAGAAUUAGAUGAGCUUUUUUCCACACAAAAAGCCAAGCCAAAGAAAGAUAAAGAGAAGACUAGCAAACCUAAAAGCAGACAGGUUGCUAAGUUACUUGACAGCAAGAGGUCGCAGAGUGUUGGAAUAUUUGUAUCAAGUCUACAUAUGGACAUGGGUGAUAUAGAACAAGCCGUGUUGAAUUUUGACAUAUCAGUUCUUGGCCUUGAGACUCUACAGACACUCUAUGAUAAUAGACCAGAGAUGGAUGAACUGAAGCAGAUCAAAGAUCACGUAGAGACAAAGCCAGACAUCGCCCUAGAUAAACCUGAACAGUUUUUCUUCAACCUUUCGCAGAUUCCCAACUUUGCAGAGAGAGUUUAUUGUCUGAUCUUCCAGUCUCAGUUCAAGGAAACCAUUAACUCAUUGGAAACCAAGCUUAACAACCUCAGCUCACUUUGCCAGGAAUUGCAAGAUAGUGCGGGGGUACAUAGAAUAUUAGGAAUGAUUCUGGCAUGUGGCAACUACAUGAAUGGUGGCAACCCCAAAAGAGGACAAGCUGACGGCUUUCAGUUGGAUAUAUUGGAUAACAUAAAAAACAUUAAGAGCAAGGAUAAUUCCCAAACUCUGCUGCAAUUUCUUGUGACGCAAUACAUUAAACGCUACUGUUCUGAAGAUGACCCCACCCCCAGCCUUCCUAUACCUGAGCCCAGUGACAUCACACAGGUCUCAAAUGUCAACUUUGAUGAUGUCAUAAAGGAUCUAAAAAAACUUGAUGGUGAUCUAAAUGGUAUUAGUAAGAAGAUGGAUGUUGUCAUAAGGAAUUCCUCGAGUGAGACUCUGCAGCCUUUCAAAGAUUUAAUGACCAACUUUCUCACCGAAGCUAACGACCUUCUGAAAGAACAACAAGAGAAUUGUGAAGAAAGUCAAGCAAUAUUUUCCAAGACAGUUUCGUUUUUCUGUGUCAAGCUGAAGCCUCCCAAUGAUGGUAAAGAUCCCACUCCCAGAGACUUCUUCAUUUUGUGGGUGAACUUCUGUAUUGAAUUCAAGUCCACUUGGAGGAAACAUCUUGCCAAGCUCAGUAAACAAAGGUUAGUUGAAGCUAGGGAUCGAGCUAAGGAGUUGAGAGAAAAGAAGAAAUCUAGUGUUCCCACCACAGCUAAGAAGGCUGGAGGUCUGAAAGACAAACUGGCUAAUAAGUCAAAGACUUAGAGACCUAGAAGGCUUAGAAAACAUAUUCAUUGGUGACUCAAGCCAUGUACUUCUAUCUAAUGGAACAAUUGGAGAAGUGAAAUAGAAGUUUGUGCUUAAAUAUGCAACUAACCUAGUAUACUGCUUACAUUACAUACACACAUCAGCUUUACAUGAACACUAAGGAUAGUAACAGUGAUACGCCAAUAAGCAUUGAACACAGAACUAUGCAGUAAUAUAAUGAUUAGUUGGUAUAUGAUCGAGUAAAGCAGAAUAUAGAUGUCAUCAAACACAGAAAUGUGGAGAAAAUACUUCUCUGGAGGUGGAGAGUCAUAUUUCAGCUUUUAAUUAGUCUGGAGAACUAAAGACAUAUAGAGAUGUGCAACCCCAGUAGAGUAGAAUACUUGGAAUGAUCACAGCUGUUGAGAAAAAAUGACAUUUCGAACAACUUCAUUUUUUCAGCUUCAUUCUUUAAUUCCCAUAAAUGGUAGGUUCAUAUUUCAACCUUUAAUAAGUCUGGAGAAUAAAAGACGUAUAAAAAGUGAUGUGCAUGUACAACCCCAGAGAGAAGAAUUCUUAGAACAUUUACGGCUUCUCUGGAUAAAUGACACUUCAUUGUAGACUUAUUUCAUUUCUUCAGACAUGAUCUUUAAGAAGUUCAAGUUCAUCUGUGAAUUGCCAUUAAUAGCAUCAUAUUCUAAUGUUACAUCUAAUCUCCGGACCCCCUUCCCUCUUUACUUCAGCUGUGAGGGGGGGGGGGGGUGUUCUCAAGGGUUUGGUGCAUGACUAGUAUUAUCCAAUUUCUGAUACUUCCUCACAUUUGUUGGGUUAAUAGCAAAAACAAAUUAUGUAUUGGGUCUAGCUAGUCAGGUACAAGGAAGGAUUGGUCAACCCACAGUGCAAUAUUAAUCUAGAUUUUUUUAUAGUUAUAAACUUUAUUUAUGUAAAGUAAAUACAUUGAUUUAGAUAUACAUGUAAAAAUGAUAGCUUCAUGAUAAGGUAAAUAUUACAGAAUCUUAAUGAAUUAAAAAAUAAAGAGAAAUAUAUAUGUAUAUUGGUCAGUCAGUCAACCAAUCAGAAUGAAGUAUUUUUUAUACCAUAUACCCUAUAUGCUUAUAACUGCAUAAUACUUUGUACAUCCCCAUGGGUAUUACCAAUCAUGAUUAAAUAUAACAUUACAUUAAGUCAUGUUUUGAGACUCAAAUGCACCAUGGGAUUAAAAGAUCUCCUGUGAGCUAGUCAUGAUUUUACAUCAUACAUUCCGAGAGGUGCAAAUAAAAAGUAUUCGUUUUGAAAAUGAUCCAAAAACUAAAAAAGAAAUAGUUAUUAUUUGGACUAUAGUCAUGACUCAUGUUUACUCCAAGUUUGAAUUCAUAAAUUUUUAUCAAUUUAUAUCUUAUAAGAUAAUGUGAAUUUUGUUGAAUACCUCCAAGCAUCCUUUGAAUAAAAAGUAAUAAAA